UUAAGAGUCUAGAGUCUAGAGAGGGAUUUAUCAUUUCUCAUCCACAGAGAGAGAGAGAGAGAGAGAGAGAGAGAGAUGGAAGGGCGUCGUUUGGUGGAGACGGCGCGGAAGUGGCUGGGCGCUCUGUCAAAGGGCAUGAUAUGUCAGGAAGUGGAGACCAUAGCCAUGGAGGGCCUCCAGGUCGUCCAGGCUCGCAAGGGUUUUAUUCUCUGUCAUUUUUUGGUUCCCAAUCGCCUCUCAGAUCGAGAUGGAAAUUGGCACAUCGGAGCUAUGGCAACGUUAAUCGACAACCUUGGGGCUGGCGCCAUUUGGUCCUCUGUCGGGAAUAUCAAAUCGACCGUCAACCUCAAUAUUUCCUACUACUCCACGGCUAAGAUCCAAGAAGAAGUUGAGAUAGAGGCGAAAGUUGUGGCAGAAAAAGAAACAUUAGUGGCAGCGGUGGUGGAGAUAAGAAAGAGAAGUAACGGAGAACUAGUUGCUUUGGGUAAACAAUGGAUGGCUAGAGGUAUGGUCAAUCUCACUGAAGUCAGCAAGCUCUGACCAGUUUACAAUGGAUCACCACCCCCUCUUUAGUCCCUCGGCAGUCUUUUUCCGCCACAACCCAUCAGCUCCAUUUUUUCUUUUAUUCUCCAUUGCGAGAAUCACAUGUAUUCCUUCGGAAGAGUGUGGAGUCUUGCGACAACGUAUAACAUUAUAGAGUUAGGAUUUUUUAUCUUGUUUUUUAUCGUAAGAGUUGUCUUAUAUGGCCAUAAGGUCGUGAAGACAAGGUAGUGGACUUCCGCAACAGCCACUUCGAGACAAGAUGCUGUCACAAUAAUCACUAUGGCCUUUGGUCAUGGGGCAACAAUCCAUUUUCGGAUUGCAUAAAAGCAAUCACUUUGUGUGGCUCUUCCUUAGUGGAGAUGAGUAGGAAACAUUUAUUUGUUUCCGGUAUCUAUUUUUCUAUAAUGUUGCACUAAUUAAGAAAUGGUGUUUGUCGGGAUUCAUUAUCCCUUAUUCA
This is a messenger RNA of Carya illinoinensis, 1000 nucleotides long. RefSeq lists its product as uncharacterized. Lineage: Eukaryota; Viridiplantae; Streptophyta; Magnoliopsida; Fagales; Juglandaceae. The coding region runs from base 76 to 540 and encodes 154 amino acids. The record is from RefSeq and is a predicted model, not a curated record. Gene Ontology annotation, molecular function: fatty acyl-CoA hydrolase activity. The transcript has 3 exons.